GGUCUCUAUGUAUCUCUAUGUGUCUCUGUGUAUUUCUGUGGGUCUGUAUGGAUCUGUAAUGUGAACGUGAUGAUGAUGAGCCGCUAUUAUUUGUGAUGGUCCCAGGUGGCUUCUAAAAUUUGAAUUUAUUAGCUCAGUGGUAGCGUUACCCGGUGAGAAAAAAAUAUGUGUAUUUUACAAACGCGUUUUUUUGUCGUUGUUAAUGCUGAGAGUCGCUCGGGAGGACCCGUAGCGUGCAGCGGUCACGGCCGCCGGGAGCCGGGAACCACGUGGGUCCGAGCGGUCGCUGGGAUGGCGGCUCUCAGGUCCUGGGCGGCUCUGCGCCUCCUGCAAAGGUGGACAACAACAACAAAAACAACAACAACAACAAAAACAACAACAACAGCAGCAGCAGCAGCAGCAGCCUCCACCACCUUCUCCACCACCGCCACGCUCUCCGCGGAGUGGUGGCGCCGCGGUGGUGACGGCGGCCCCGCCCACACCGGCUCUGGCCCCGCCCACACCGGCUCCGGCUCCGCCCACACCGGCUCCGGCUCCGCCCACUCCGGAUCCGGCUUCGGCCCCGCCCACACCGGCUCUGGCCCCGCCCACGCCGGCUCCGGCCCCGCCCGCACCGGCUCCGGCCCCGCCCACACCGGCUCCGCCCACACCGGCUUCGGCUCCGGCUCCGCCCACUCCGGCUUCGGCCCCGCCCACUCCGGCUCCGCCCACACCGGCUUCGGCUCCGGCUCCGCCCACUCCGGCUUCGGCCCCGCCCACACCGGCUUCGGCUCCGGCUCCGCCCACUCCGGCUUGGGCUCCGCCCACCCCGGCCACCCCGGCACUGAGGAGGAGGAUGAGGAGGCUCUGCUGCAGCUGCGGCUGCACAAGCGGCGGCCGUACCGGCGCUGGGCGUCGCGGGAGCUGCGGGCGGCGCUGCGGCGGCUGCUGGGGCCCAAGUGGGGGCCCGCUGACGACAUCCUGCAGGUGGGUGCCCCCGUGCUGCGCUUGCCGGCGCGGGCGCUGCUGAGCGACGAGGUGGCGGGCGACGAGGUGGCGGGCGACGAGGUGGCGGGCCUGGUGCUACGCCUGGUGGCGGCGCUCAGGGCCAGUGACUCGAGUGGACUCAGUGCCCCGCAGAUCGGGGAGUCGGUGCAGGUGAUGGUGAUGGAGGUGACGGAGCGUCAGCUGGCUCGACAUCCGGCCUCCCGUCGCCGUGCCCACGGGAUGGUUCCCGUGCCGCUCAGCGUGUUCAUCAACCCGUCGGUGCGGCCGCUGGCCGGCUCGGCCCUCACCGUCCUGCCCGAGCGGUGCGCCAGCGUCCGCCGGUUCGCCGCCUGUGUACCGCGCCACGAUGCCGUGGUCCUCACUGGUCUGAACGAGCGUGGCGAGUCGGUGUCCGUGCAGCUGAGGGGCUUUGCGGCCCGCGUGGCCCAGCACGAGGUGGACCACCUCCAGGGAGUCCUCUACCUCGAGCGCAUGGACCCCGCCACGCUCGUGGACAUGCACUGGGAGGAGUAGCGGGCUGGGUGGGGGAGGGGCUUGCGGGGAGG
Petromyzon marinus (sea lamprey) is the source of this 1532-nucleotide messenger RNA. The record is from RefSeq and is a predicted model, not a curated record. Lineage: Eukaryota; Metazoa; Chordata; Hyperoartia; Petromyzontiformes; Petromyzontidae.